Molecule: messenger RNA, 2319 nt
Organism: Zygotorulaspora mrakii
Lineage: Eukaryota; Fungi; Ascomycota; Saccharomycetes; Saccharomycetales; Saccharomycetaceae
Gene: JHD2
Product: histone demethylase
Exons: 1
Coding region: 1-2319 (772 amino acids)
Biological process (GO): chromatin remodeling
Cellular component (GO): nucleus
Molecular function (GO): histone demethylase activity
Source: RefSeq, a predicted model, not a curated record
AUGGAAUGCAUACCAACGCUCUAUCCCUCGGUGGAAGAAUUUGCCAACCCCAUUGAAUACCUGUCAGAGCAGAAAAUUAAAAGACUUGGUCAUAUUUAUGGCAUGAUCAAACUAGUGCCACCACCUGGCUUCCGUCCACCGUUUUCUAUAAAUACAAGUGAUUUUAAAUUCAAUGUCAGGGUGCAGAAAUUAUCGGAACUCAAUAUAUCCAAUAGGAGUAGGCUCUUCUUUAUGAAGCAGAUCAACAAUUUCAAUAGAACCAAGAGGGGGAAAUCAUGCAGUAUAAAAAGACUUACCGAACCAUAUUUUUUCACGGGCGAAGGUCAAAAGAUUUAUUUCUACGACCUCUUUAUUGAGAUUGCAAAAAGCGGAAACGGCCACUCGUCAGGACAGGGAGAUCAGAAUCAACUUCCCAGACGGGGAAAGCGUACGAGGAGUGGUUCUCCAGACACAUCUAGCCCUUUUUCUCUGCUCGACCUUAAUGAGGUCGUAAAUGAUAGCUCAUUAUGGAAGAGAAUUUCCCGAACUCUUCACACUCCUAUCGACGAAUUACAACAUGCUUUCAAAAACUAUAUUUCAAAUUACUAUGCAUUUAUUUCUAAACAAGUUAAAAAUGGGGAUUCCAAUCUGUUUUCAAGACUUCUUUAUCAGGACAAAUACCCGAAAUCUUUACUCAGUGAUGACGAAAAAUCAUUAUCUGAAAGCGACGACAGUGAGGAUGAUGAAGGCUGUGUAAUAUGCCAUCGUUCGAAUAACCCAACAAAAAUUAUUUUAUGCGACUCAUGUGAUAGACCUUUCCAUAUUUCAUGUCUAUCUACUCCUUUGACGUCGGUAUCAAAGGGCGACUGGAUUUGCAAUAAUUGUAUUAUAGGAAAUGGAUAUUAUGGUUUUAGGGAAGAAUCUCAUGAAUAUACACUAUCAGAAUUCCGAUCUCGCUGCAACAGUAAAGAAAAAGAGCUGACUAGUGAUGUCAACACAGGUGAGAGGCUCUCCAUUGAAAAAUUAGAAGAGAAAUUUUGGUAUUUCGUCGAUAACAUGGAAGACUCAAUAACCGUUAAAUAUGGUGCAGAUGUAAAUGGUACUUCUCCAGGAGAGAUGACAGGAUUUCCAACCGCAGAAUAUGUGCCCAGUAAUUUAGAUGAGGAGCAAAAGUACGAGCAUAGCAAGUAUUAUAACCAUCCAAUGAAUCUCAUAAACCUGCCGAAUGCAAAAGGUUCUCUACUACCAAUGUUCGACAGGAGAAUUUCAGGAAUGACUAUUCCCUGGAUGUAUGUCGGUUCAACGUUUUCUACCUUUUGCUGGCAUUUGGAGGAUCAAUACACCUUAAGUGCAAACUAUCAGCAUGAAGGUGCCCCUAAAAUAUGGUAUAGCAUACCAGAAUAUUCGUGUGAUAAAUUUCAGAAGCUUAUGAGAGAUGUGGCUCCUGACCUUUUCGAGAAGCAACCAGAUUUAAUGCAUCAAUUAGUGACCUUAAUAUCUCCCUACGACAGACGCUUCAAAGAGGCCAAAAUCAAGUGCUUCAAGGCUGUGCAGAAUCCAAACGAAUACAUAAUCACGUUUCCCAAAUGUUACCAUGCUGGAUUCAACAGCGGCUACAAUUUCAAUGAAGCGGUUAAUUUCACCCUUGACUCGUGGGUUCCUUACGGUAUUGAGGCUAUAUCAGAUUAUCAAAACACCGGUAAACAAUGCGUUUUUGAUAUGUUUGAGCUUAUGAUGAAUAUAUUGAACAGUUAUUUAGCAGGGAACUCAAAAUUCCAGGAGUCUCUGGUUAGAACAUGCUAUUCCGAGCUGUUGAACGCAUUGAAUUCAAAGAUCAAGAUGAUCAACCAUAUAUCGGGAGUAAUACCAAAUAAGUCGUACUCAAAUAGAGUGUUAGAAUGUAGAUCGAAGCAAUUCAGUUUGCCUUCGCCCAAAAAAGAAAAGGAUGAGCAAAACUUAAUUAGUGAGAGUGCCGCUCUGCUUGAAGAGAGCCGUGAGGAGGAAGAGUACGAUGUGUAUUGUAAUAAAUGCGGUACGAUCUGCUUUUUAGCAUUUGUAGCGCACUACAAGAACCCCCACAGACUUAAGAAGAGAAGACUACUAUCUUACACUCCCAAAAAACUUAAUGAGUUAGCGGAUGGCAGAGAACUUGAAAUCCUCUGCCUCAAAGAUUACCAUGAACUGGUUGAAAAAACAUAUCUUGAAGAAAAUGAAUGUCAAGCAGAAGAUGAAAGUAAUGAGCCUUUUGAGAAUGACGAAUUGGUUUACUUGAGAAAUUCACAGGAAGUGGAAGAUAUAUUACGGGUGGCAAGUAAAAAGAUAGACCAUUUCAGGAUUUGA